AUGGCCAACGCGCCGGCAUAUCGGGUCCUGGACUCGGUGCGGAAGGAGAGUCGGCGCGAGGAGACGAGCCGGAGGCGCAACGCCCGCCCGCCGCCGGCCUCGGGCCGUCGCCGCAGACGACGCAAAUACAAGCGAUCGUUCGUCCCGCGGACCGCGCAGUUUGGUCCAAAGUCUGAAGCUCCCGAUCGGUUCUAUGACACUGAUGUCGACCGUCGGGCCAAGGGCGUGCUGUCAUGGAAGACCCAGCCAGAGCGCAAGGCUGAGUGGCUGGAGCGGUCCAAAGUUGUCGACGCUGACUAUGACGUGGCCUCAGCGCACCGCGUCGUUGAGCCACGAGUUCGCGUGGGACCAUCGUUUGACACCCAAAAGGGCCAUGAAAUUGCGCUGUAUGACCUCGUUGAUGUCGUCUAUGAUCAGCCGCGCCAAGACCGCCAGCGGUCAAUCAACAUGGCUGCCAUGACCGCACGCGACGACGCCGCACUCCGCCGCAAGACUGAUGCGCCCGACGUCUCGUACGAGCCGUACGAUCCCAACCUCGAGGAUGCCUCGCGCCGAGCCAUGGACUACUCGCGCUUUCGCGGCCGCGAUGAGCUGUUCGAGACUGGCAAUGCUGUGGACGCCAUCUACGACGCCAAGGUCAAUGACAAGGUCAAGCUCACACCGCGGAUGGACAAGCAGGCCGCCCGGGGCAAGCUGUUUGACACGUCGAAUGCGGUCGACAAGGUGUACGACACUGAGGACGGCAUCCGCGUCACUCGCAAGCGGACAGGCCAGACCAUGCUCAAGAUGGACAAGCAGCUGUCGCGGCCGUCGCAGGUCUUGGAUGUUGUCGAUGUGGUGUACGAUGUCAAGGACGGCGACCACAAGCCGAACGUCAACUUUAGCAAGAUGAAGGCACGCGACGACGCCGCACUCCGCCGCAAGACUGAUGCGCCUGACGUCUCGUACGAGCCGUACGAUCCCAACCUCGAGGAUGCCUCGCGCCGAGCCAUGGACUACUCGCGCUUUCGCGGCCGCGAUGAGCUGUUCGAGACUGGCAAUGCUGUGGACGCCAUCUACGACGCCAAGGUCAAUGACAAGGUCAAGCUCACACCACGGAUGGACAAGCAGGCCGCCCGGGGUAAGCUGUUUGACACCUCGAAUGCGGUCGACAAGGUGUACGACACUGAGGACGGCAUCCGCGUCACUCGCAAGCGGACAGGCCAGACCAUGCUCAAGAUGGACAAGCAGCUGUCGCGACCGUCGCAGGUCUUGGAUGUUGUCGAUGUGGUGUACGAUGUCAAGGACGGCGACCACAAGCCGAACGUCAACUUUAGCAAGAUGAAGGCACGCGACGACGCCGCACUCCGCCGCAAGACCGAUGCGCCCGACGUCUCGUACGAGCCUCGCGACGACGUCGUCCGUCGGCGUGCGCCCGCCUUUGAGUUUGGCCCGCCCGUCGAGUACUCGUACGAGACCGACUCCGAUUCGGAGCAAUAAGACUGCCAUGUUAUCACUUGC
Messenger RNA from Thecamonas trahens ATCC 50062, 1500 nucleotides. RefSeq lists its product as uncharacterized. Lineage: Eukaryota; Apusomonadida; Apusomonadidae. The coding region runs from base 1 to 1479 and encodes 492 amino acids. The transcript has 2 exons. The record is from RefSeq and is a predicted model, not a curated record.